This is a messenger RNA of Caenorhabditis briggsae, 375 nucleotides long. The transcript has 2 exons. Bases 1 to 375 code for a protein of 124 amino acids. NCBI's taxonomy places the organism in Eukaryota, Metazoa, Nematoda, Chromadorea, Rhabditida, Rhabditidae. The record is from RefSeq and is a predicted model, not a curated record.
AUGAGCAAUCCACCAAUCACAAUGUACCAACGACAUAUUCUAGCUCAACUGAUAGAAUCUGGACUUUCAAAUGAUCAAAUAAUCAAUCAAUAUCGUUUGAUCUACGCUCGCAACCAAGAAUUUCUGAAGACGUGGACGUCUUCUGAAUCAUCUGAAUCCUCAAAAAUGUCUUCUGGAGAUUUUGUGACGACAUCUUCCAGAAUUCCAGAACCUCCACCGAAAAUUCCAGUGAUUUUCCGGAAAAUCGAUAAUUAUGAUGAAAAUUAUGAUCCACGAAGACUGGGAAUAUUGUUGAAUUUGAGCAAAAAGAAUCUGGGAGAACAUCACCAACGCCGCCGUCUACAGUACCUCCAACGCCUUCAAAUUGGCAAUUAA